Camelus dromedarius (Arabian camel) is the source of this 5763-nucleotide messenger RNA. RefSeq names its product SH2 domain containing 4B (gene SH2D4B). Gene Ontology annotation, cellular component: cytoplasm. The transcript is spliced from 8 exons. Lineage: Eukaryota; Metazoa; Chordata; Mammalia; Artiodactyla; Camelidae. The coding region runs from base 2020 to 3315 and encodes 431 amino acids. The record is from RefSeq and is a predicted model, not a curated record.
CCUGGGCUUGCCAGGGGCCGCUCCGCCUGCUGCAGCACAAAACGGGGCGCUACCGGGGUGGUUCGCAUCUGGCCGCCACUCACCCUCUCUCGACAGUGUCACCUUCGCAAGGGUGACACCAUCGCCUCUCGGCCAGAGGACUGGACCUGACGCCCACGGCAGUCUGCCCAUUCCCGCCGCUCCGUAUGGGGGAGGUGAGGGGCUCUCCGCUCCCUUCUUGUAGGCGUCUGGGGGACCCAGAAAGAAAGAAGCGACCAGUGGAAGGCUACACUCCUUUCGUGCCCUCUUCGUCCGUCUCUUCUCCGCACGCCGGCUCCCACCCAGCCACAGUCAGGACAAGGACGUUAAGAGCUGUGUUGGAGGCGGGAGGAGGCUGGGGAAGGCCUCCGUCUAAGAAACUGCGGGAGCCAGGAGGCCAGGUGGGGUCAGUCACUGAAAGGUCUGGUGGGAGAAGAGAAGAGGACGGGUAGGAGUCCAGGGCCAGCGCUGCAUGGCUGGAGCCAACGCGUGGAGGCUCCAAGGUCUGGGUCACAUGGGGACAAGCCAGCCGGACCUGGGGGAGGGCCAGCCUGGCCCUCCACACUUCUGUUUGAUCCUGUGGCCUUAAAACUCAUCUGAAGCCGCUCAAUCCUUCCUGUGGUGCGUUGUCCCUGCAGGAGAAGAGCGCCCACUUACACCUGGUCUCCAUCACUCUUGGCUGCCUGAUCCACCUUUGGUCCUCACAGAGAGGGAAGCAGAGAUGAGAGUCACUCGUCCAGUGAGGUCACAGUGCCAAACCCCAUUUGUUUUCUCUUGGUGGGGCUGCAAAACAUCCAAAGAGUCAUAGUAUCCAGUGGAUGUCAAAUCUGAAAUUUGCAUGGAGUCCCAGGGUGGCAGCCUAUCGAUUGGGUGGUGGUAGGCAAGUUGCUUACCUUCUCUGAACCCCAGUUUCCUUGUCUUCAUAAAAGGGCAGCUGGGAGGAGCUCUAAGCACCUGCUUGGGUGAGCUUUGGGUCUCAGCAUGAGCAGCACCUACCCCCCUCACGGUCAAAAGAGAGGUGGGUUCCCUCCAAAUAGGAAGCAACAUGGGCUCUGUCUAGGCCUUCAGGUCAGGUCGUGGGGAGGACAGAGGAGCCACACUUUCCUGCUUUCUUUGCGGUGCUCUCUGGAUACUUGCAACACCAAAGACAUCAGCAACGACCAAAAAUGACCCCAAAUUGGGGGUGAAUCUGCCAGCACAUGAGUAACUUUAGAACCUCACUGUAGGGAAAAGGGAGAGGAUGUCUGCCUCCUUCAUGUCCUUAAAUUCCUAGAUAAAGUGCCUUCAGGUGUCCCUACCAAUUCCGUUUUGUUUUCUUCCUUGGCUGCAACACAGAGAGAAGGAGAGCUAUUUUCUCCUCCAAGGCAGUUAGAAGCAUUACCUCAGUAGCCUGAUGUCCUGGAAAAGAGGAAGGUUGGCAGUGAUGGAGCAGGUAGAGUGAGAGGCUGAGCAGCAUAGAAGCUCCUGGCUGGCUCCUCUGGCCUGUUCGACUUUGGCUCAAGAGACAUGGAAUUAAUAGGCGAAGCUUCCUCCCCCUCCUCCUUUUACCUGUGGAGGACAGAUCAGUUCCCGGUUGGCCGGGGCAGUGUCAUCGAUACAGCUGGUGUCAUCGUUACCUUCCACUAACAGAUCACUCGACACCUGCUGGGCCCGGCAGGGCUGGGCCUGGGCAUCGCCCUGCAGAGCUGAGUGCUUGGAUGCUCCCAUUGUCCCAGAGCCCAGGGGCAGUCAGGACACAGGCUCUGCUGGGAUGUGGUGCUCGGUGACCCACCAGAAGGACUAGAUUGCUCUUGGUGCUGGAUCCCCGUUGCGGGUCCCAGCUGCCUCUUUACUUCCCGCUGCCUGGUCCCUGCUGCUGUCCAGGGCACGGGAGAUGAGUGUGUCGCUGGCUGGGAGCUGAGGCAGAGUGACGAUGCUGCACGGAGAGGGGACUCUGGGAGUGGCCCUGGCGUGAGGAGCCAGGGGUGAGGAGUGGCCUGGCGUGUGCAUCCCGGUGGCACGAUGCUGCAGCAGAUCCUGCACGACAUGUACAUCGACCCCGAGCUCCUCGCCGAGCUCAGCGAUGUGCAGAAGCACAUCCUCUUCUACAAAAUGCGAGAGGAGCAGCUGAGGCGCUGGAGGGAGCGUGAAGCCUGGGAGGCCCUGGCCCAGGUUGAGGGCCUCAGGCCCCCGAAGGUCAAGCGAGCGAGUGACAAGCACAUCCAGUGGCUCCUGGGGGCAGAUGGAGAGGUCUGGGUCUGGAUCAUGGGAGAGGGCCCCGGUGACAAGCCCUAUGAAGAGAUCUCCGAGGAGCUGAUUGCAGAAAGGGCGCGGCUGCAGGCACAGAGGGAGGCCGAGGAGCUCUGGAAACAGAAGGAGGCAGAGAUCACCAAGAAGUUCCGGGACGCUCUGGCCAAUGAGAAAGCCCGGAUCCUGGCGGAGAAGUGGAAAGUGGAGAUGGAGGACCGCAAGGCUGCCAAAGUCCUGGAGGAGCGCAUCCACGAGGAAUUCAAGAGGAAAGAGGAAGAGGAGAGGAAGUGGGGAGAAGAGCAGAUUCGCCUCCAGGAAGAGCAGAGGGCGAAGGAACUGUACUGGACCCUGAAGCAGGCGCAGCUGCAGAGCCACGCCAGCGAGAAGGAGGAGCGCGAGUGGGAAGAGCAGUUGCGUCGGUCCAAGGCAGCUGACGAGGAGAGGAGCCGCCGAGCCCAGCGCGCCCGGGACGAGUACCGGCGCCACUCGCUCCGUGCCAUCCAGAAGGGCACGGUCGCCGGCCUCAGCUCCAGGUUCCAAGAGCUUGGCCAGAGCCACAAGCAGGAGGCAAGACUCUGCCACCACCUCCCGGGCCCAGGUCCGCCUCCACCCCUGGCUGUGCCUGGCCGGACUUGGGAGCGGCCCCUGCGUCCUGUCUCCAGGGAAGUCAUAGUCCGGUGGUUUAAGGAGGAGCAGCUGCCUCGCCGAGCCGGCUUCGAGAGGAACACCAAGUCCAUCGCGCCCUGGUUCCACGGAAUUAUUAGCCGAGAAGAUGCAGAAGAUCUCCUUGAGAAUAUGACUGAGGGUGCAUUUCUGGUCCGAGUCAGUGAGAAAAUCUGGGGUUACACCCUCUCCUACCGCCUACAGAAAGGGUUCAAGCAUUUUCUGGUGGAUGCCUCUGGGGAUUUCUACAGCUUCCUGGGAGUGGACCCCAAUCGCCACGCAACGCUGACAGAUCUCAUUGAUUUCCACAAGGAGGAAAUUAUCACUGUUUCAGGGGGAGAGUUGCUGCAGGAACCCUGUGGACAGAGAAACAGCCCCCCAGACUACCAUCUGUUGUUUGAAUGAUUUUUUUCCCUCCUUAGCAAUGGGACUCCUUUGGGCAUCCUUUUUUUGAACUCAAGAACUUCCCAGCUCAAAUCCUUAUGGCCUUCUGGAAGAUCCACCACUACCCAGAGAGACAAGUAGCUUCGUAUAUUUCGAGGGAUAUGAAAUACACAGUGUACGUGCUGGUGGUUCCUAACCCAGUGCCCAGGACAGAAAUUGCUAAUAGCUGAUGCAACUCUUUCCUGAAAAAAUUUAGAUAGGACCUCAGAAGAUGAAGCCUUUUUGUCACAGCUGCACUAAACUGAGUUCCUAGAGUACACGGAUCAUAUUUUAAUAGUCCAAAUACUUCCAGUGCCGAACUCUGAAUUUAACAUAUGGUAGACAGUCAACAAACGUUUGUUGAAUGAAUACACUUCUUCUGAAAGUUUUCCAACACCCAUCAGCAAUGAUUUCUAGCAAGUUAUUUUCUAUUUGCCACUGCUUAUCAAGGCGUGGAGAUUAGAGAAGAAAUACUGUAAAGGACUUGCGUAGAAGACACAGAUGCUGCGUUGUUAAUGAUGCUCAUUAUCCCUCUCAUUGCUGUUAUCACUGGAACCACUUAAGGCUUCUGAGCCGCAGCUCACAGAACAGACGACUGAUCCUGCCCUGCCUUCACCUCUUCUUCUGCCGUCCCUCCUCUGUCUUGGAAUCAGAGCUUGGCCCUGGUUCUGCAGCACUGAGGCAGUGGUUUCAUGCAUUCCUACAGAUGUGCCUAAGACCCAGCGGGAAUUAUAGACCCAAGAAUGGUUUGUGGACAUCUGAUAGGGCCUUUGUUCUCCAGGAUGUGGCCCUCUGCAUGCAGGUUACGCACAUGAUUGCCUCUGCCCUCUUAGUCCUUUUGGUUUUGAUUCGCUGCCCAUUUACUCUGGGUCUGUUCUUCAUGUUAGACUCUCCCGGUGCCUCCUUGGUCGCUCUCAGCGGUGGUGUCUGUGCCUCCGCACAGCACGCAUUUGUGGACGUACAGGGAGACAGCAUGUGAUGAUGGAGCUAUUACAGGCUCUAGAAUCAAGCAGAUGUGGGUGCAAGUCCCACCCUGAAGCUGACUUGCUUUAUGACGCUGGCAGCGUUGUAUUUGGUGGGAGUAAAAGGACGAUUGGGCAUCAGCCAACUGGUCCCCUCACGUGGGUGUAUGAAACAUCUCUUUAUGUUCUACUUCACCCCUUGCCUCACCUGUUCCUUGGAUCACCUUGGACACUUGUUUCGCGCCAGUCACCACCACUGAAACCAGUUCUACGUGGGCUCUGUUCUUCCCCACGUGUUGGUCAGCUUCACGUGAGCUUCAGCUGUUGGUGCCCUGCCACGCGUGGAGCGACGGGCCUCUCUUCUGCUGCUGCAGAGGCAUGGAGACACCGUGCAACCCAGGAGAGCCGGGAAGUUAACUGCCCACGUAGGGAACCGUUGAUCCCCGGGAGACAGGCUGAUAGAUCAGCUCUCGUCCCUUCCUCCUCCUGGAGGGGCUGUUCUGAGAGGCAGUGCCGAAAAGCCUGGCCUCUUAGAAGACAGUCCUGCAAGACGGAGCAACUAGUCCCGAUGAAACCAAGCAGCGGCCGGAGCAGUGCCACGCCCUCCGGGGUGCUCGUCCUCCUUGUCUGCUUCACUCCCCUUUCUCUCGCUCCUGCUCCCCCUGAAAGAACAUGUGCUGCAGGCUGGGCCUUCUGGGGAAGCCAGGGGAAGGCCCCGUCGUGGAAACGUGUUCGGUAACAUCAAGUUUGCAUCUGGACUCCACGGCCUCCUUCCUGCCCAGCUGUCUCACGGAGCCCCUGAAUGGAUACGGUGAAGUGAUGGAGGGAACUUGCUUUUGCAACUGUAAAGUGCUUCAAACCCAACUGACGAUGAUGAUGAUGAUUAAAAUUACCUUCUUUCUGUUAGACUCAGAGGAACCGAAUUACAGUUUUGGCUGUGACUUACCAACUGUGUGACUGUACGCAUGUCAUUUGACCUCACCAAAGCUCGGUAUGACCAACCAGAGAGUUGUCUGUACGGCCAUCACCAGGCUUUUCGGCAGCUCAGCUAAAUGAUAAACACGAAGGCUCUGUCAAAGGAAGGUACUGCCAGCCACAACCGCUUUAACAGCAAAACAGUUCCACGCUUCGCAGAGACGCAUUUGGGGAAUAGGAUGUGAUGAUUCUGAAGGUGUCAGAAGAAACUAAGAUGAAGAACCUUCUUGUUCCAAAGCAGCUUUGAAAACAGACCAAGGUGGGCUGAGAGCCUGACUCCCCGAGCUGUAGUUCCCGUCACCCCUAAUUAGUAUGUGAGAGACAACAGCUGAGUCUUCCAUGCCUAACGCAUUUCUUUCCUUUUAUUUGGAGCCUGCACUUUCUGCACGUCUCAGAGUUUAGGUGUUACCUGGCCUUAGAAUAAAUUCCUUGUAAGUUGUCCUGCCAAUGAAAUUACUGUCUGGAAAACUGCAAUUUCAUCUUAAGAGUUUUA